AUGGGUUCCAGCUCUUCCUCCUAUGCCCCCAAAACUAUUUACCUGGAUGUGGAUGGAAAGGUGCAGAAGGUGGUGUUCAGCCGGCAUUGCAGCCCAUGUGACAUCAAGGAACUUCUGUGUUCAUCAUCUAACAUUCCCAGGAACACUGCCAUUAUGAUGGUGGAUCCAGAGGGUGCCUUGGUCUCCAUCGAUCCAACCAUGCCUACCAACUCUCCAAACUCUUUGUACAAAGUUGUUCCACUGUCUACUCCUCAGCUUGGAGAGAAGGAGGACAUGUUUCAGAACGUGCUGUCCCAAGUCGCUGAGCAGUUCAGCAGAGCCUUUCGCAUCAAUGAGUUAAAGACUGAGGUCACCAACAGGAUAGCCAUGUUGGAAAAGAGGGUAGAGUUGGAGGGCUUGAAAGUAGUGGAGAUUGAGAAGUGUAAAAAUGAACUGAAGAAGCUUCGAGACGAAAUGACUUCAAGAGGUGGUGGCAGGGUAAAUUGUCCAUGUAAGUACAACUUCUCUGAUGAUGGGAUGAAGGUCACUCCAAGACGAGAUGUCCCCAGUUACCCAAAGUACACGCUCUCUCAGGAGACUAUUGAGGCGCUGAAGAAGCCAACAUUUGAUGUAUGGCACUGGGAACACAACGAGAUGCUGAGCUGUUUGGAGUACAUGUACCAUGACUUGGGACUGGUGAAGGAAUUCAACAUGAACCCCAUCACCCUGAAACGCUGGCUGCUGGCAGUUCAGGAGAACUACCGUAACAACCCUUUCCACAACUUUCGUCACUGCUUCUGUGUUAGUCAGAUGAUGUAUGGCAUGAUUCAUCUCUGCAAUCUGCAGGAGAAGCUGACGCUCACAGAUAUGGGCAUUUUAAUGACAGCUGCAGUGUGUCACGACCUGGACCACCCGGGCUACAACAACACGUACCAAAUCAAUGCACGCACAGAGCUGGCAGUGCGCUACAACGACAUCUCUCCGCUGGAGAAUCAUCACUGUGCCGUGGCUUUCCAGAUCCUCUCUCUUCCCGAGUGCAAUAUCUUUGCGAAUGUAGAUCCCGAAGCAUUCAAACAGAUCCGAAAGGCAAUUAUCGCCCUCAUUCUGGCCACUGAUAUGGCUAAACAUGGAGAGAUACUAGAGUCUUUUAAGCAAAAAGUGGACAACUUUGACUUCACCAAUGAAGAACAUGUGACAUGUCUGAAGAUGGUUUUGAUCAAGUGCUGUGAUAUUUCCAACGAGGUGAGGCCAACUGAGGUUGCUGAACCAUGGGUGGACUGUCUACUUGAGGAGUACUUUAUGCAGAGUGACAGGGAGAAAUCUGAGGGUCUCCCCGUCGCUCCCUUCAUGGACAGGGAUAAAGUUACCAAACCCACAGCUCAAAUUGGAUUCAUCAAGUUUGUCCUUAUCCCAAUGUUUGAGACUGUCAUGAAGCUUUUCCCUCAGAUUGAAGAACUAAUGGUUCAGCCUUUGAGAGACUCUCGUGACCACUAUGAGGAACUGAAGCAGAUUGAUGAUGCUAUGACAGAGGCACAGAAGAAAAAAACUGAAAAUAUGUCAUUAGGCGGGAAGAAGAAGUAA
Pelmatolapia mariae (spotted tilapia) is the source of this 1560-nucleotide messenger RNA. RefSeq names its product phosphodiesterase 9ac (gene pde9ac). Lineage: Eukaryota; Metazoa; Chordata; Actinopteri; Cichliformes; Cichlidae. Gene Ontology annotation, biological process: cGMP catabolic process; signal transduction. The transcript is spliced from 18 exons. Bases 1 to 1560 code for a protein of 519 amino acids. Gene Ontology annotation, molecular function: 3',5'-cyclic-GMP phosphodiesterase activity. The record is from RefSeq and is a predicted model, not a curated record.